AAACAAGGAUAGUUAUGCAAAAGCGUGGAGGUACCACAGACCUUAUAGGAAAUAUGGCGCAAUUGCCCACAACGCAUGAUCGCCAGCUUCACCCCCCGCUGAGACACAAAACUUUUAAGAGGGCGGCAUGCAGUCAGAAAGCUAGCGCAAUGCUGGGUGACAUCGUUGUUUUCUAACGCUGCCAUUCUUAUAGGGUAGCACACCAUCGCACCUGCUCUGCGGCACCAACACGUCAGCUAUCAACCCCGGCGGUUCGUCCGAGCUUCACCAUCAACCACGAACUCUCAACCACAGCGCAACGAUCCAAAUCAACAGAAACUGCAAAGCGCGCAUAGCAGAUGGAGAGUAAUGUCGGAGACCUAUCACUCAAACUUUGGACAGCAGAUCUUCACCGACGUAUCUGCGAAUGGGAAUUCGUCUGGACGUGAUCGUUUCGAGAUGCUCGACGCAACUCAAUUCUACCAUACCGACCGCGACUAUCAAGUCCCAGGAACACUGCAUCUUUCAGGGCAAGACAGUAGCUAUGCACACGGCCACCCGUUCGCAUAUGCGUCGCACAGCGGCCCGCCGUCGCUCCCAAGCCUGCACACGAUGCCCCCUAUGUCGACACACCUCCCGUCGCAGUACGAACCUGAUGUCAACAUUCUAGAUGAGCUCCAAGGGUUUUCUCCAGUCACGGCUGCCUACAACAUGAACGCAUACCGUACUCCCUAUCCGGACAGCAACGCGACUUCGACGUCAUCAGCUACUAGCCCUGAUCCCCAGGUUGGCAUGAUGCCUGACCCAAUCAUUGUGGAGGCGGACGAGGAUAAGCGGAAACGCAAUCAAGCAGCAUCCGCACGCUUCCGGCAGAAGAAGAAGCAGCGGGAGCAGCAGUUGAUGGAGAUGAGCAGAGAGAUGCAGGAAAAGAUGAGGAAACUGGAGUCUGAGAAUGAGGGGUUGCGGAAGGAGAACUUGUUUUUGAAGAAGCUUUUGGUUGAGAAGGUCGACUACAUGAGCGAGGAGGAUAGAGAGAUGCUGCUGAAAGCGACGGGAGAGGCGCUGAAGAAGGCUUCAUGAGCGCUAUGAGGGUCCUUCUUAACAUUAGUCUCACCUUUCACGGCUUUGAGGAGCAGAUGCCUUUAAGACAUGAGGGCAGACCGGCCCAUUCAAUUACAUGAUAUACGAGGCGAGGCGUUGAAGGUCACUAUCCGGAUCGAUCAUUAGGAUUCAAAUUUGGGGAGGAGUUAUCGGACUGGUUACACUACACUCGAAUCUACAACACCCCUGUGGACACCACACACAAUUUCAUCGAUCUGCAUCAUACAACACGGCCUCAGACUGUCCGAAGUACCCAUACGCGGCACUGGAGGAUGAAUAGAAGACACCUAACAAGGCGUUCAAGCCAGCGGCUCCCACGUGAAUAACAAGUCCAGCUAUCCAGAGUAAGAUCG
This is a messenger RNA of Macroventuria anomochaeta, 1433 nucleotides long. RefSeq lists its product as uncharacterized. The record is from RefSeq and is a predicted model, not a curated record. Gene Ontology annotation, biological process: regulation of transcription by RNA polymerase II. Lineage: Eukaryota; Fungi; Ascomycota; Dothideomycetes; Pleosporales; Didymellaceae. Gene Ontology annotation, cellular component: nucleus. Bases 349 to 1059 code for a protein of 236 amino acids. Gene Ontology annotation, molecular function: DNA-binding transcription activator activity, RNA polymerase II-specific; RNA polymerase II transcription regulatory region sequence-specific DNA binding. The transcript is spliced from 2 exons.